Molecule: messenger RNA, 839 nt
Organism: Porites lobata
Lineage: Eukaryota; Metazoa; Cnidaria; Anthozoa; Scleractinia; Poritidae
Source: the annotation of a GenBank genome assembly
AUGCAGGAGGAUAACCUGGUCUUGGGGUGCGGAGCCAAGGAGUACCUCCGACGGAUGUCUGUCACUUGGACAAGUCCUUUGUCCGACCAAAAUCGUGUGACCGCUUCAAACCAGUUUGCCUUACCGGUGCUUGGUUAUCUUCUGUGGACGCAACAGUGGCCGAUAAUGGCUAUACAGGUGAUCGACAGGAAAGCUCGGAAUAUUGUUAUUGAGAACGGGGGAAGGUACCCUUGUGGCUCCAAUGCGAUAUUUUACCUUCGGUGAUAGAAGGUCGGCAGAGGUUUACGUUCGGUAGAGAUGGAAUAUAAAGGCACGAGGUUUAAGGGUACGGUUAGACUCUAUUGUAAUCAAGAUCCGGCCAUACAAAUGAUGCGGGAGUUUGAAGGGCGAGCGGAGGAAAUGGGACGGAGGUCCAUGGUUAAAGAAGCGUUGAGGUUCGCGGAGGAACUUGGUGUCGAACUUAAUUUGGAGCAUCUUCGUAUAGUCAAGACGGAACUGCGAAAGUGUCAAGUAGAGAGGCUAGAAGAAGAUAGAAAUCAGCGAAGGCGGGGAAGUCUAGUUAUAGCUAGGUUUCGGGAUGAGAAGUUGAGCGCUAGUGGAUGCUUUGGUGGCUGACAGAGUGCAAGUCCUGUCCAAACGAUCAACUACUACCAACUCGAUUAUAUGCGCGUCAGAAGACCCAAACAAGUUCUGACGAGCAGCUGCUACAUGACCCAGUUCUGAGGGCGAGGCGUGGUGUACGUUGUGCAGUAAGGCCCCAGAAAGUGUGGCUCACAUCUUGUCUGGGUGCGGUGCGCUGGCACAGAGCAAGUAGCUUUCCCGAUACGACUCAGCCUUAA